Messenger RNA from Catharus ustulatus (Swainson's thrush), 1353 nucleotides. It is a transcript of the gene SAE1, whose product is annotated as SUMO1 activating enzyme subunit 1. Gene Ontology annotation, cellular component: cytoplasm; SUMO activating enzyme complex. The record is from RefSeq and is a predicted model, not a curated record. Gene Ontology annotation, biological process: protein sumoylation. NCBI's taxonomy places the organism in Eukaryota, Metazoa, Chordata, Aves, Passeriformes, Turdidae. The transcript has 9 exons. Bases 242 to 1288 code for a protein of 348 amino acids. Gene Ontology annotation, molecular function: SUMO activating enzyme activity.
GGCGCGGGUUUGCGCGGGCCGCCAGGGGGCGCUGCGAGUUGUGUGGGGGGGCUCUGAGGGACCCGUGAGGGGCUUUGAGGGGUUUUGAGUGGUCGUGAGGGGCUUUGAUGGCCUGUGAGGAGCUUUGAGGGGUUUGAAAAUCCAGACGGGCUUUGAGGGGUCGUGAGGUGCCCUCAGGAGUCGUGAGAGGCUUUGAGGAGGGGUCGUGAGGGACCCUCAGGGGGUCUCGGCGGCCGCCGCGAUGGUGGAGAAGGACGAGUCGAGCCCUGGCGGCAUCAGCGAGGAGGAGGCGGCUCAGUACGACCGGCAGAUCCGGCUCUGGGGGCUCGAGGCCCAGAAAAGGUUGCGAACGUCGCGGGUGCUGCUGGUGGGGCUGCGUGGGCUGGGGGCUGAGGUGGCCAAAAAUCUCAUCCUGGCUGGGGUCAGGGGGCUGACCCUGCUGGACCAUCAACAGGUGUCCCCCGAGGACGGGCGCGCUCAGUUCCUGAUCCCCUCGGGCUCCGUGGGUCGGAACCGCGCCGAGGCGUCGCUGGAACGCGCUCAGAGCCUGAACCCCAUGGUGGAGGUGAAAGCCGAUCCUGAGAGCGUGGAGAGCAAACCCCACGAGUUCUUCAGGCAGUUUGAUGCGGUGUGCCUGACGUGCUGCUCCAGGGAAUCCAUGGUGAGGAUCAACCAGAUCUGCCACAAAAAUGGAAUUAAAUUCUUCACCGGCGACGUUUUCGGCUACCACGGCUACAUGUUCGCUGACCUGGGGGAGCACGAGUUUGUGGAGGAGAAGCCCAAGGUGCCCAAGGGGAGCUCGGGGUUGGAGGACGGACCCGAAGCCAAACGGGCGCGGCUGGAACCGACCGAGACCACCAUGGUCAAAAAGAAGCUGCAGUUCUGCCGCCUGCGCGAGGCCCUGGCCGUGGACUGGCGCGGGGAGGCGGCGACGGCGGCGCUGCGCAAAACGGCUCCGGAUUAUUUCCUGCUCCAGGUGCUGCUGCGGUUCAGGAGUGUCACCGGGCGGGACCCGAGUCCCCUCCGUGUCCCCCAGGACUCCGAGGUUUUGCUGCGCCUGCGCCGGGAGGUGCUCGAGGCUCUGGGGGUCGGGGCUCAGCUGCUGCCGGAGCAGUUCCACAGCUUCUGUUUCUCCGAGAUGGCCCCGGUGUGCGCCGUGGUCGGGGGGGUGCUGGGCCAGGAGCUGGUCAAGGCUCUGUCACAGAGGGACCCCCCCCACAAGAAUUUCUUCUUCUUCGACGGCGUCCGGGGCCAGGGCAUGGUGGAGUGCCUGGGACCCCCCCUCUGAGAGCCCAGAAUUUGGGGAGGGGGAUGGAGGGUCCUGGGACCCCCCCUCUGAGAGCCCAGAAUUUG